Messenger RNA from Mercenaria mercenaria, 4231 nucleotides. RefSeq names its product neuropeptide CCHamide-1 receptor-like. The record is from RefSeq and is a predicted model, not a curated record. The transcript has 3 exons. The coding region runs from base 372 to 1592 and encodes 406 amino acids. NCBI's taxonomy places the organism in Eukaryota, Metazoa, Mollusca, Bivalvia, Venerida, Veneridae. Gene Ontology annotation, cellular component: membrane. Gene Ontology annotation, molecular function: G protein-coupled peptide receptor activity. Gene Ontology annotation, biological process: G protein-coupled receptor signaling pathway.
UAUCGAAGAAGCUUUCUGCGUAGAAGCUCUCUGCCUGUCUAAAUAAUCAUAACUCGCGUUCUAACUACAGACUUGUUAGAUUGACUUAGAAUAUCUACUUCAUUUGUUGCGCGACAAUAUUGUAGCAAAGGUUUAACUAGUGAAUUUGUGACUGAAAAUUCCGAAGAGAGCUUUGUAUUUGGAAGUAAGACGUCUCCAAUCGUUGAUUAUCUAGCAAAAUCACAGGAGCUGGUAACGAACCAUCCAGCAAUGCUAGAAACUGAUUGCUGAUUAUUUGCACAGUUUGACAGACAUACACGGUAAGAUGAGGAUGUUUAAAACGACGAACUGAUUUCAACUGGAGUUAUAUAAGAGCUUCUCUGAACACAAACAUGUCUUCUGAAAACAUGAGUACCACAACGUUUUUGUCAAAUAUAUCGUACACAGAACAGACGACUGAUUUAAACAAUUCAACUGCUGUUAUGCAGAGCACAGAAAAUACAACAGUCGUAGAACCACUUAUAGAGGCCGAAGAACGUCCGGAAGCAGUAAUAGUGCCGAUAUUAUUUGCCAUUAUUUUCCUUGUUGGAGUUAUAGGUAAUACCGCUCUGAUUUUUACUGUUCUAAGAAAUAAAUCAAUGAGGAACACUCCUAACAUUUUCGUUGUUAGUUUGUCUAUCGGUGAUUUAUUGCUUUUGUUAUGUUCAGUACCAUUUUCCUCAACAUUCUACUCAGUAACGUCAUGGCCAUUCGGAGAAGGACUCUGCAAGUUCAACGAAUUUAUGCAGACUUUAUCGCUUGGCGUGUCAAUAUUUACUUUAACAGCUUUAAGUGGCGAUAGAUAUAUAGCUAUUGUUCACCCAAUGAGCAAGCACACAGGAAAACCAACCCUUAUCACAGUUGUUACAGUGGUGGGUAUUUGGACAUUAUCUAUGGUGUUAGCCGUACCUGAUGGAUAUACAAGCAAAUUGGAAUAUGUGUCCGGUUUCCUUGGAGAAAAUAGUACCAAUUCCUCCAGCACAGACAUUCACUUGGGAAUAUGUAUGAUCUAUCCGCUGAAUUAUCCAGAUUGGUACCAAAAGGUACAUUCUAUGACAAGGUUUAUCGUAUUUUUUGUCAUACCUCUUCUGAUUAUAGGGUUGUUUUAUAUACUGAUGGCAAGAAUUCUAAUUUUGAGUAGCCGGGACAUGCCCUGCGAGUCCAUGAAAGAUUCCGCCAUGAACCAACAACAAAAACGCCAAGUCCAGGCCCGUUUGAAAGUUGCAAAAGUGGUUUUGUCCUUUGUUAUCAUCUUCAUUAUCUGCUGGUUACCACGACAUAUCUCAAUCUUGAUUCAUUUCCACUCCGACGUGGAAUACAACAUGUUCUGGCAUGUUUUCAAGAUCAUCUCGUUCUGUUUGACCUAUAUAUACUCAUGUGUAAAUCCAUAUGCUUUAUAUUUUCUAAGUAGUCAGUUUAGAAAAUACUACAAUCGUUAUUUGUUUUGUUGUUGUCCUAAAUUUAAGUAUCGUAGUCUUGGAGCAGAACAGUCUGCGAUGUACAACUUUAAUAGUACUGUGAGGCGUGGGAGCACAACAUACACCGGAGUGGUACAUUCUCAAUCCAUGUGUUGAAAAUUUGUUUAACAUUUUAACUCAGAAUUUAGUAAGAAAACAUUGUGUGUACUAUUUUGCAUUUCUGUCUACUUUACAGUACAGGACAUUUAAAACAUACUGUGUGUUUUUUAUUUAAUUCUUCAAACUUUGAACAUUCGGGAGCAAGUACAAUGUACAAGAAUUAAAACUGUACCUUGCUUACUUUUUGAAUUACCUCCCCUUCUUGAUUUACUCUUUUGUCCGGAGCAUAACUCCGAAAAAAUUAAAGGUAUUGUGUUAAAGCUUCCUUCAGUGACAGGGUCUUUCGAAGGAAAAUGUAGUGUAUAAUAACAAUAUAACUUUUGUUUACUUUUGAAUUAUUUCUCUUCAUUUGAUAUACAAAGUAAUCAUUAACUCAUUUUUCCGGACCGUAAGAAAAAACAACAAACCGAUUUUGUAACUUCACCCAAGGCCAAAAGAACAUUUCGGGAAAGAUCAGAGUACAAGACCUAUAACUCUAUACUGCAUGUUUAAUUGUCUGUGUGUUUCUUUACAAAUACCACUUUUGGCCAGAACAUAUCUAUAAAACUAUGACCGGGGUUUUGUUAACAAUUCAAAGAAUUACACAGGAUAGCAAGAGAAAGUGCAGUGUACACGAUCUGUUACUCUAUUUUGCUUAUUUCGAAUUACACCCUUUCAUUUGCUUCACACGUUGCACGUUUGUCCGGAGCACACCUACAAAACAAUUUAUUGUUUUUAUUAAAAAACGCUAACUUAAAACAUUACACAAGGAUAAAGGACAUUAUAAGCAUGUGCAUUGUAAACAAACCAUAAGCCUUUUUCACAUUUUAAAUUAUCUUCCUUUAUCAAAUUUACUUGUCCGAGGCAUACCUCUGUAAGUGCUGAGGUAUUAUAUUCAUUUGCAAACAAGGAUGAAUGACAUUGAAUGAAAUUGCAGUGCAUAAGAGUUGAGUUGUAACUCUACCUUAAUUUCAUAUUUAAUCACCGCCCAUUAUCAUAUAUUACUAUGUUGAACAUAACUCUUCAGUGCCGAAGGCGAUUUAUUCAGAUUGCUUAAAAAUUUAGUACAUUGGAGAGAAGUGAACUGUACAAGAACCGUCACUGUAAAUCUGUGACCAGAACCGUGUUGUUCGAAACUUUUAACAGGCGGUUAAGCUAACGACUGAAUACUUUUUAAGACUAUAUGUCGGCAUUUUAUAAGACUCUGAAAAACAAAUUUAUGAGUUAAGGACUAUGAACAACAAAAAUCCUUCACAGUAAAAUCAAAAAGCCAUACUAGUCUUUCCCAUUAAGACAAAUAAUUUGAAUACAAAUUUAACAGGCGGUUAGUUUAACAGCCGGUUAAAGUUUCGAACAACUGGGCCCAUUAACUCAGACAAACUUUUUUGAAACCUUUGAAAAAAUGUAUUUUCAUGAGAGUGCAGGAACAUAGUUCAGGAACUUGAGUGUACAUUAAUCAAUGCUUUUUUACAUAUAAAACACAAAAGUUUUUGAUAUCGUUUUUGCCUCUUAUUAAUAUACAUACAAUUCACUUUUUAUAAUUUUUUCCUGAAUUUGCUUUGAUGGAAAUAUCACCAUUUCCAACUCUUUUUUUUUCUUCAUUUUAUCUGUAUACAUGUAUUUUGCAACAACGUUGUUUUCUUAAUGACAAUACAUAUUUUCUUAAAUACAUUUCUUAACAGUAUCUAAGUAUUUUUCACCGCACUGUAGGUAUACAGAUUUAACACAUAUCGCAAAUUAUAUUUAGAUUUUAUGUGAACAUGAAUGUUGAAAAUCAUUUCAAGUGGAACAUUUCACAAAGACUGGUGCAAUCAUACGUCUAACAAAAUACUCGUUUCUUGUUCAGAUUAAAAAUUGGGCUUUAUCAGUAAUUUAAGAGAAUCAAACAAGACUUGUUUAACCUAUGUUUGAAGCUUUUCUGUCUGAUUUUUGCCCUCAACGGAAACGCAAUUCAGUUAUUAUAUGUAAUCCCUUUACGUAAAUCUUUAUUAAAUUUGUUAUUGUUUAAUGUCCAUGAUUUUUAUGUACGGGGCAGAACUGCAGCAUGAUACAUGUGUAUUUUAAACAUAAGUUUAAAGUUACUUUUUGCAGUUACUCAUUGCCAGUCAUUUAUAAUAGGAAGCAUAGUCCCAAUUAUUUCUAUGAUGCGAGUAUUUCUUUUACAAUUUAUUUAAUGCAUAAUAUAUAUCGGCAAUAAAAGUGUUUGACAAAAUUUCUAACUCUAUAUCCCGUUAAACUGUCAUGAUAUUUAAUGUUUUAUUCACAAUUUUUAUACUUGUUGUUAUCUUAUUGUUUGUUGUACCAUUUACAUACUUGCAUAUUCAUAAACAUGUUUUAUUUGCAUUUUUUUGCUGAUAUAAGCCUAACAUGUGUUUUUAGCCGUAUGUCAGUUAAGUUAAAGUGGUAAUUUGGUUUAAUCGUUCAUCUUUGAUCCUGUACAAAUACCGAAUACCGAUAACUGACAACCGCCCAUCUUGAAUCACAGAUUAAGGACCUUCGAAUAUGUUGUCGUCUUUUAGCUAGGUGGGCCAAAGACUUUAUUACAUUACGUUUGUUAAGUUACUGACAAAGUAUUUAAUUUAUAUUUAUGAGUAUUUGUAUAUAUGUUGUGAACAUAUUUGUUAUUCAUGUGCACUGAAAUAAACGUGUUCAUUGUC